This is a messenger RNA of Cucumis melo (muskmelon), 1362 nucleotides long. RefSeq names its product fruit protein pKIWI502. Bases 159 to 1073 code for a protein of 304 amino acids. The transcript is spliced from 5 exons. The record is from RefSeq and is a predicted model, not a curated record. Gene Ontology annotation, molecular function: oxidoreductase activity. NCBI's taxonomy places the organism in Eukaryota, Viridiplantae, Streptophyta, Magnoliopsida, Cucurbitales, Cucurbitaceae.
ACGUGGAGAUUCAAUAAAACUUGCCGCGAUUAUUUGGUUUUAGCGGCGCGUUCUAUCAAACCGCCACCUCAUUGCAAUCUACCCUCGCGCCGAAGCCGCCGGCCGCCUUUCUCCGCCAUUAUCACCAAACUCCGAAAUAUAACAAAGCUCCCAUCUCCAUGUCUCUCUCUGUUUCCUUCCUUAAUUCUUCUCUCCCCCUCUCCCGUCCCCCUCCUCAUGCCCUCUCUCCCCCUCCUCCCUCUUCCAUGUCUCUCCUCCGCCGCUUGACGCCCGGACAUCUCAGAUUCAACCUCCGACAUCACGCCGGCCGAUUCGCUACCGCCGCUGCCGCUGCCGUACGCCAAGACACCGCUGCUUGGACACAAGCUCCUCUCACCGAAGUCGAGCCUGCCGCUGAAUCUCUCUUUCACGUUUCCGUAGACGUGUCGGACGCGCCGGACCUCGCUGCUUCUCACACGCGUGCUGGUCAGUACCUGCAGCUUCGUGUCCCCGACGUGGAGAAACCGACGUUUCUUGCUAUUGCGUCUCCUCCGCUACUUGCCUCUGCGGAAGGCGUGUUCCAGUUUUUGGUGAAAAGCGUGGAGGGCUCAAUCGCUGAGCUUCUCUGUGGAUUGAAGAAAGGAGAUGUCGUGCAACUUAGUCAGGUCAUGGGGAAGGGAUUCGAUGUCGAUCAAAUCGCGCCGCCUCAAGAUUACCCUAGCGUUUUCAUUUUUGCUACUGGAUCUGGAAUCAGUCCAAUACGAUCACUAAUUGAGUCUGGCUUCGGUGCUAGUAAGAGAUCUGAUGUGAGGCUAUAUUAUGGGGCAAGAAACCUCAAAAGAAUGGCUUAUCAGGAUAGAUUUGAUGAGUGGGAAUCUUCUGGUGUUAAGGUUGUGCCAGUAUUGUCACAACCUGAGAGUGAUUGGACCGGUGAAAGUGGCUAUGUCCAGGCUGCCUUCAGUAAUUCGAAGAAAGCUUUUGACCCUCUAUCGACAGGUGCUAUACUCUGUGGUCAGAAACAGAUGACUGAGGAUGUUACGUCAAUUCUUGUAGCAGACGGAGUCUCUAGUGAGAAGAUACUAAAGAAUUUUUGAACAAACAGAAAGAGAAUAGUAUUGUUGUAUCAUCAAUUUGGUCAGAGAUGUUUAUAAUCAUUUUUUCAUCCUACUGCUGAGGGUAAGCACCUCAGCUCGGACAAACAAUAAAUGUAUUAUGGAGACUAGAAAACAUUAUUUAUGUCCAAAUUUUUCAGGACUGUCGCGGCUAAGUUAUAGGACUCUUACCUCCCAUCUGUUCUAUUCUGGAGGACUGGUUCUCUUGUACGGUUAGAAAUUCCUUGGAACUGUAUAAUUGGCAAUUCAAAAUUUCUAUUUUUGAUGAAAA